GGCCAGACGAUAAACAGUCACGUCAAAGCGACACGCAGGAAGUAGUUGUUCUGCGGUCCAAAUAACAGCACAAAAAUACAAUGGUUUCGCACAGUCCUUCACAGCGCUAUUUGAGCACGAGAGGCGGCUCCUACGAUCUGUCGUUCGAGGAAGUCGUCCUCAAAGGCCUCGCCAGUGAUGGAGGCCUGUUCAUUCCUGAGGAGGUCCCUCAAUUGCCCUCCGACUUCUUGAGCAAAUGGAAGGACUACACUUUCCAGCAAUUGGCCUACGAGAUCUUCUCUCUCUACAUUUCGCCCGACGAGAUCCCAGCAGCAGACUUGAAAGACAUUAUUCAACGCAGUUAUGCCUCGUUCCGCGCUUCAGAUAUCACGCCUGUUGUCACCCUCGACGAGACGAAGAACCUCCAUCUGCUCGAACUCUUCCACGGACCGACAUUCGCGUUCAAGGAUGUAGCAUUGCAGUUCGUGGGCAAUUUGUUCGAGUACUUCCUUGUGAGGAGAAAUGCGAAGAAGGAAGGCAAGAGCAGAGAACACCUGACUGUCAUUGGCGCGACGAGUGGAGAUACAGGCUCAGCAGCAAUUUAUGGAUUGCGAGGCAAGAAGGAUGUCUCCGUGUUCAUCAUGUACCCCAAGGGCAAGGUCAGCCCUAUUCAAGAGGCGCAGAUGACUACGGUGACAGACGCGAACGUGCACAAUCUGGCUGUGGAGGGUACAUUUGACGAUUGUCAGGACAUUCUCAAGACGCUGUUCGCCGACCAGGAGCUCAACUCCACUCACCGCCUUGGUGCUGUGAACAGCAUCAACUGGGCACGCAUCCUCGCCCAGAUCACCUACUACAUUCACGCCUACUUCACGCUGUCACGACAGACCGCGACCACAAAUCCAACUGCACGCUUCGUCGUCCCAACCGGCAACUUUGGCGAUAUUCUAGCAGGCUACUUCGGCUCGCGCAUGGGCCUACCCACCGACAAGCUAGUCAUCGCAACAAACGAGAACGACAUUCUGCACCGCUUCUGGAAGACCGGGUACUACGAGAAGCAGGCUCGACACGGCAAGGAAAUCGAAGGUGGAGGAGCAGAAGUGGAAGACGGAGCAAAAGCAGACCCCAGCGGCGUCAAAAUGACCUACGCCCCAGCCAUGGAUAUCCUCGUAUCCUCCAACUUCGAACGACUACUCUGGUAUCUCGCAUUCCAAACCAGCACAACAGAAGAAACAAACAGACGCCGAAUGGAAGCCGGAUCAAAAGUCAAAGGCUGGCUAGAAGCACUCAAGAAAGAUGGAGGUUUCGGCGUAGAGAAGGAGAUUCUCGCCGCUGCUAAAAAGGAUUUCGAAUCUGAGCGAGUGAGCGAUAAGCAAACUAUCGAGACGAUCAAGGAAGUCUACAACUGGUCAAUACCUGCUGCUAAGCAUCAAACGAAUGGUAACGCCAAACCAGCGACGACUGGAAUGGUUCACGAUGGACACUAUAUCCUGGAUCCUCACUCUGCAAUUGGUAUUGCUGCCUCUCUUCGACAAGCUCAAACUGUUUCCAAGGAAACACAUCUCAUUUCUCUUGCAACAGCACAUCCUGCGAAGUUCUCGCACGCCGUGGAGCUCGCGUUGCAAGAGGUUCCAGGUUUCACAUUCGAGACUGUGCUUCCAGAGCAAUUCAUUGGACUGGAUAGAUUGGAGAAGCGCAUCACCGAGUCGAAAGCGGAUUGGAAGCAAGUGAGAGAGAUUGUGGUGAGGCAAGUGGAGGAAGAACUCAAGGGGCAGAGGUAGUGGAUAUGUGCUCGGAGCUUGGGAAAUCUACUUGGAAAAUUGAAUGCUGCAUUGAGAGAAGAAGACGACGAGGAAUGCUUGUUGCAACGCUAGAGCACGGUUGUGACUGGUUGAUGAAAGCAUAUAGAUUGGUAUGGACUCCGCAAAUGACGCUGCUGUUCUGGUAGCUUUGAUGUCUUG
Cercospora beticola is the source of this 1940-nucleotide messenger RNA. RefSeq names its product threonine synthase THR4 (gene THR4). Gene Ontology annotation, biological process: L-threonine biosynthetic process. The record is from RefSeq and is a predicted model, not a curated record. Lineage: Eukaryota; Fungi; Ascomycota; Dothideomycetes; Mycosphaerellales; Mycosphaerellaceae. Gene Ontology annotation, molecular function: pyridoxal phosphate binding; threonine synthase activity.